CAGAGCCUGGUGUCGAGUGCAUUUUGGCGUUACCGUUCUAGUUGUGCUUGUUUAUCAACAGACCAAUCGCAACAGUAGUGUGUCUCAUAUGAUGUUGGCGUUUGCAAGUUGGCUAGUCCAGUUUCAUUACUCGAGGAACGGGAGGCGGCGAUUGGAGAGAUUCUAGAGCAAGAGAGCAGAAGCAACGAACGACGUGGCAAAUGACAUAUUUUUUAUGCAGAGACGAAUUGGCACAUAGUUAUUUGCAUAUCCGUCGGAUGUCUCAGAUCCGUCGGAGAUCGAUGUAACAACGGAUGCGUCGGGGUAACCACGCAGCCACUCAAAAUGAUCUCCCAACCCAGAAAACAGCACCCUUCUCUCUCCAAGCUACCACUUCCACCAACAGAAUCUGAGUAAUGUCUGACAUAAGAAAGGUCUCGACACCUAUCAUCAGCUCCAGCCUCGUUGUUGGUGGUUGCGGUUUUCUCGGGUACCAUCUCGUACGACAACUUCUCCAAGAUGACGAAAGCGGCGAGGUCUACGUGCUGGACCGGGAUGUAUCCAGAAACCGGCACGACAACGCCUCGUAUUUCAAGGGGGAUAUCUCUGAUGGUGAAUUUGUGCGAGGAGUAGUGAAUGACAUUCGACCUAGUGUCAUUUUUCACUGUGCUUCUCCGAUCGCAGCAUUGCCCAUGAGCAGAGAGCGCGAAUUUUACGAGACAAAUGUCAAGGGCACUGAGGCCCUGCUUACGGUUGCGUCUGAAUGCGAUGCUGUUCAGGCCUUUGUCUUCACCUCUAGUGUUGACGCGUACGCCAAUCCGCCUCAUACAAAUGCUGAUGAGACAUAUCCUCUUUGGUCACCCAACGACAAGUCGAAUGAGUACAAUCGGACAAAAGCAAUUGGCGAUCAUCUAGUUCGGGGAGCCAAUGGCCCAAGACUACGUACGGUCACUCUACGACCCGGUCACGCUUAUGGAGAAAGACAUGUCCAAGGCAUGGUUGAGGUUCUCGAUAUGUGCAAGAACAAGAAGCUCGUGCAGAUCGGAGAUGGAAAGAAUCUCAUGGAAGUCGUAUCUGGGGAGAACAAUGCGAUAGCACAUGUUCUCGCUGCAAAAGCUCUCCUGGACCCAAGUCGUGCAUCCGGCAAAGUUGAUGGAGAAGCUUUCAAUGUCUCCGAUGGAGCUCCAGUACCGUUCUGGCAUCACACGGGAGUUAUCUGGAAAACAGCCAGAGGUGAAGAUGUCUUCAAGGACGUGAUUGUGCUGCCUGCCUGGGUGAUGAUAGUAGCAGUCUUCUUAGCGGAGUGGACAUUCUGGAUACUCACUCUUAACACGGCUAAGCCGCCUGUUGAGCUACGAAGAGUCUCACUAGAGUAUUGCGUCUACACGCAUACUCACAGCAUCGAAAAGGCUAGGAAGAGAUUGAGCUUCAAUCCUGUUUCCGAUCACGAUGCGGUUGUGGCGCAGUCGGCGAGAUGGAUGUUGAAAUAUCGAGAGAGCAUGAAGCAGAAGUCUAGUUAAUUACAAGCUAUUGCCUUGGAAUCCAGACUCAUGGAGAUGCGCUUACAGCUCUCGCCAUCUGACCAUGGUGUGAAGGACGGAUACUAGGAAGCCUAUCUGUUAAACUUACCGCCCCGUUAGGGACAGAAUACGCAACCAAACUCUAUUCACCUCCUUGUACUGGAAUAUCAACGGACAGUCCUACUAAGCAGACGCAAACUCCCAGGACCGUGCUCACCACGAUAACCACUUGUGGUUGAAAAGGGAACUGGUGUUCGUGUAAUAAUCCAUGGACCUGGACAUUGCUUGGGCACAGAAGCCUUACGUGGCCAGCCAAGGCUUGUCCAAUCUUUCACAGUGUCCAUACAAGGUCACGAUAGUAACUACCGAAGAGAAUUGAAGUACUCACCGACACGGCCUUGUAACGGUUCGUUGUUGCACCUCGGUCCGAAUGAACAGUUGAAACUUGACCGGUAGUGUAUCACAAUUCAUAAACGUUCCACCAGACUCUGGCCGUAGAAUAUUCUUGGAACUC
Messenger RNA from Fusarium odoratissimum NRRL 54006, 2013 nucleotides. RefSeq lists its product as uncharacterized. The coding region runs from base 396 to 1499 and encodes 367 amino acids. Lineage: Eukaryota; Fungi; Ascomycota; Sordariomycetes; Hypocreales; Nectriaceae. The transcript has a single exon. Gene Ontology annotation, molecular function: 3-beta-hydroxy-Delta5-steroid dehydrogenase (NAD+) activity. Gene Ontology annotation, biological process: steroid biosynthetic process. The record is from RefSeq and is a predicted model, not a curated record.